Molecule: messenger RNA, 618 nt
Organism: Lolium rigidum
Lineage: Eukaryota; Viridiplantae; Streptophyta; Magnoliopsida; Poales; Poaceae
Exons: 2
Coding region: 1-618 (205 amino acids)
Source: RefSeq, a predicted model, not a curated record
AUGGGGAAGAAGAGGGUGGUGGCCGCGACGAAGGCGACGGCGACGCCCAUCUUCCCGUUCACGGCGGCCGCGGACCAGACGGAGCCGCCGCACCACUUCAGCGACUACGGCUUCGACCCGCAGCUCCUCUGCUUCCCCCAGCCGGUGAUUGCUGAACCGUACCGUGUGCUGCAUUCUCAGCCCGAGACGAAGCGGUUCAAGCUCCACAAGCCCAUUUCCAAGAAACACCAACGCACGCAGACGCAGCACGGCCACAAGCAGCGCCGGCGGUGGUGGAGCUCUGCCGCCGCCGCGGCGCUCCACUUCUUCUUCAAGCGCCCCUCCUCCUCCAGCCCCGCCGCUCGGGCUGCCGGCGCAGCCUCGUCGUCCUCCUGCAGUACUGCUGCAGCUUCAUUCGCGCCGCCCGGGGCGCUGUACUUCGCCGAUGACGGAGGCGACGAAGCCACGGGGUGCGCGUGCUGGUCGCCGGCCCUGCGGUCCGGUCGCCUGGCCGCCGCCGAGCUCGGCGUCGCCUCGGUCGCAGUUCCCUAUGCCAGCCUCAGGGACGUCGAUUUCGGCGGUGGCGUCCGAGGAGCAGGAUGGGCCGCUCCGUCGAUGCCCAUCUACCUCGUGACGUGA